Molecule: messenger RNA, 1062 nt
Organism: Didymodactylos carnosus
Lineage: Eukaryota; Metazoa; Rotifera; Eurotatoria; Philodinida; Philodinidae
Source: the annotation of a GenBank genome assembly
AUGUUUGACACAUUCCAUGCGGCGGAAGCAUUAAAUUUAACGUCGUUGUCAUUAGCUUAUUUAUUAAAAGAAUACUGUCAUAUCGUAGCAAAUAAACAAUACCAACUAGCCGAUUGGAGAAUAAGAUAUAUUCGUUAUGCACGUGAAGAUACACAUUAUCUUCUAUACAUUUCGGAUAUUCUCCGUAAUAAAUUGUUGGAUAUGAAACCAAAAUUAUUACAACAAGUUUAUGAAAAAUCAAAAAACGUUUGCCAAUACUAUAAACAACCGGUAUUUGAUCCGAAUGGUUAUCAAACAAUUUAUCGUGGUAAAACAUUUAACGGAAGACAAGUGGCUACAUUGAAAUUUUUAUAUUACUGGAGAGAUCGAAUAGCUCGGGAAGAAGAUGAAUCAACGGGGUAUACAUUACCAAACAAUACAUUAUUACAAAUAGCAGAAAUUUUGCCAACAGAUAUUGCUGCCACCCUUUUUUAUUAUAAUCGUCUACCAGAAUUAGUCCAAGAAAAAUUGCAUGGGAUAAAUGAAAUUAUACUUCAAUGGAUUAAUGAUCCAUCUGACAAUAAUUUACCAGUAAUUCCCAGUUAUGAACCAAAAAAAUUAACAAAUGCAAGAUCAAUCGCCGUGCAACGUCGACCAUCCACGCCUGUCAGUUUAGGUUUGAUUGAUUCUCAACGAGGUCUGUCGCCUGACUUGACAGGUAUCGCCGCGCCUGUCACUUUAGGUUUGAUUGAUUCUCAGCGAGGUCUGUCGCCUGACCUGGCAGGUAUCGCCGCACCUGUCACUUUAGGUUUGAUUGAUUCUCAACGAGAUCUGUCGCCUGACAUGACAGGUACGCAUUGGUCUUCUGGUAAUUUAUCCGAGAAAAGUUUAUUAGCUGAAAAACAAAGCUCAAAAAGUGAAAUUAAUAAGAAACGACCACAUUCACCACCAUGUCAUUCAGAACAACAAGAACCUGGGAAGAAAAAACAUUAUUCAGUCAACAAAAAGAAGAAAAGAAAUCGUCGGUCACAAGCAAAUCUGAAAAAACGAAAACAACAAGCUGCUGAAGGAGGGGUAUCGUGA